Molecule: messenger RNA, 595 nt
Organism: Aegilops tauschii subsp. strangulata
Lineage: Eukaryota; Viridiplantae; Streptophyta; Magnoliopsida; Poales; Poaceae
Product: cysteine proteinase inhibitor 8-like
Molecular function (GO): cysteine-type endopeptidase inhibitor activity
Source: RefSeq, a predicted model, not a curated record
UCACAUCACCAACACACCAAAGUCCCACAUAACUAUCUCAAGAUAUAGAACCCCAUUAGACAAUCCAAUAGCCAUGAGGACAUCUAGCUUCCUCCUCAUCAUCGUUGUUGCGUUCCUCUAUGCCAUUGGCUCACCCGCCACAGGCUGUGGGGAACGGAUGGGUAACCAAUUGUGGAACACAACAAUAGAGAAUGGAUGGAAACCAAUUGGAAACAUCAAUGACCAACACAUCCAGGAGCUCGGACGUUGGGCGGUGUUGGAGUUCGGCAAGCACGUGAACUGCGUGCUCAAGUUCAACAAGGUGGUGAGUGGCAGGCAACAACUUGUUUCUGGAAUGAACUACAAACUCAUCAUCGACGCAUCAGACAUUGGCGGGAAAGAUGACAAGUACAAGGCAGAUGUGUACGAGCAGGAGUGGACUCACAAACGCCAGCUCCUCUCAUUCGCCAAGGUGAAAUAGGCGGGUAGCAAUAACUUCGGUAGUAAUAAUUGUGAUGUUGCAGAUUUGUUAACUAUUUUUUAUCGACUAAUAAUUUAUCCUGUUGUGUUGCCAUGCUUGUAACAUAUCAAAUAGCAUACAUCUACAACUUGACAA